CGCCCUAGUUGAUAUUACUCGGUAUCCGUAAGGACUCUUAAUGCGCUUGAUAUGACACGAACAAGCUAGCACUCCUGCAGCUUUUGUUCUCUCCGGCACCAAACUAGUCGAGAGGUCGCAUACCCAUUACGGUACCAUGGCGUCUAAGACCAUUCGUAAAGUCAGAGAGGUGGUGGCCCUCGAUUCCGACGAGUCGCACUACGAGGAGGUCAGCGCAUGGUCAAAUCGAGAUUUGAUCCCGUUGCCACCAGCCAGGCGGACCUGGGGUUGGUUCAACUUCUUCGGUUCAUGGUCUCUUUCUUCGCUCAAUGUCGCGACAUGGCAAACCCCAAACACAUUUUUAACGCAGGGGCUUUCGGUGGGCCAGGCCAUGGCCAUUAUUGUUGUUUCGAGGGCGCUCUGCUGUCUUUUUGCCGUCAUGGUGGCCUGGUGCGGUUUGACAUGGCAUAUUGGGUUCACAGUGCAGAAUAGGUACACAUGGGGCUUUCGUGCCAGUUACAUCCCUCUACUCCAACGCAUCUUGCUGAACUUCAUCUGGACUGCCAUACAAUGCUGGAACGGCGGUAAACUUGUUACGGUCUGCAUCACUGCCAUCUGGCCGUCCUUUGCCACGAUUCCCAACACGUUGAGCGCGAGUACCCCCACCACUACCUACGAGCUAGUCGGAUUCAUUGUGUUCUGGGCCGUCUCCAUCCCGUUCCUCUUCAUCCGUCCGGAACGCUUCAAGAAACCCUUCCUCGUCUCGUCCGUCAUGUGCGGUGUCGCUAUGUUCGCACUGAUGAUCUGGUCUGUCGCAACGGCAAAGGGGGUCGGCCCAGUCUUCUAUCAGGGUGAGAAGGUCCCCGCCACGUCGCAAUGGAGUGCCUCUUGGCUCAUGAUGGCGGGGAUCAACCAAGCCAUCGGCGGAAAGGCAGCAGGUAUGACCAACAGCAGUGAUUUCUCACGCUACGCCAAGAAGAAGAGUGAUUACCUGAUCGGCACUAUCACUGUCUACUGGAUUGUCGGCGUGCUCGUUUGUUUCGGGGGCUUGGUUACGACGGCGGCCUGCCAAAAGAUCUAUGGCGACAUAUGGUGGAACCCACCAGACCUCAUGAUGGUCAUGAUGGAUUACGGCCAAGGUUCCUCGGGCUCUCGAGCCGCCGUCUUCUUCCUCGCAAUUUCGUUCGCCUUUACCUCCAUGUUCGAAAACGUUUGCUCCAACGCAGUAGCGGGCGGCAUCGACUUGGCUGGCCUGUUCCCGCGCUAUAUCGACAUUCGCCGCGGCGCCCUUAUAACCUUUUUUGCGGCCUGGAUUAUCCAGCCCUGGCAGCUUAUCAACGAGGCCGCGACCUUCAUAUCCGUCCUCAACUCCUUCUCCGUCUUUCUAGCGCCCAUCAUGGGUGUCAUGGUGUGCGAUUACUUUAUCCUGCGCCACCAGAGGAUCAAGCUGAGCCACCUUUUCAGCCCGCAGGGUUCUGAUUAUUGGUUCUGGCAUGGUGUCAACUGGCGCGUAAUUCCUUGCUGGGUGGCGGGCUGGGCUCCCACGAUUGGCGGUCUGAUCGUUAGUGCAGGAGGAAUCACCACCGCGCCGAGAGCUUUGACUGAGCUUUAUUACAUGGCCUUCUUUGUCGGAUUCUCCGUUUCGUUUGUGCUCUUCUACGCUGUGAACCUGAUCUUCCCCGUGCUGCAUCGGGGGGAGAUUGACGAAGUGGACAAGUAUGCCACUUUUACGAUCGAUGAAGCGGCAAGAUUGGGAGUUGUGCCAACCGAUGUUGUUCAAGGCGAGGCUCUGGGGAACCCGAAGCUAGAGGGUUUGGAAGUGAAAGUCGGAGAGGCGUCAGCGGACGAUUCUGAGAUGACCAAGAAGUGGUGGUCCUUGAAGCGAGGUUGAAGCACUGGCAAAUUGAAGAUCUGCAGGCUACAGCCCACUACGUAAUUUUAUGGGUUGGGAGGGCAUGGCGUAUCAUUCGAUGUACCUUUUGUAAUUCCCAUCGAGUUUCUGAUGGCACACUGCCACUGGAC
Messenger RNA from Pseudomassariella vexata, 2001 nucleotides. RefSeq names its product uracil permease. The transcript is spliced from 6 exons. Gene Ontology annotation, biological process: transmembrane transport; nucleobase transport. The coding region runs from base 137 to 1870 and encodes 577 amino acids. Gene Ontology annotation, molecular function: nucleobase transmembrane transporter activity. NCBI's taxonomy places the organism in Eukaryota, Fungi, Ascomycota, Sordariomycetes, Amphisphaeriales, Pseudomassariaceae. Gene Ontology annotation, cellular component: plasma membrane. The record is from RefSeq and is a predicted model, not a curated record.